GCAUUCUUGUCCCACUAUUGACCAAUACAUAAUCACACAACCCCUCACCGUGAUCGGUAUCAGCCAUAAACAUCUCAAACAACCAGACAGCUAAAUAACCAUGACUUCCAGUUCAACUUCCUACAUGCCACCAGAAUGGCACCCCCACACCCAAAUAAUCAUGGCCUGGCCCGGCCGCGCAUCGCAUAGCUACUGGCCACCAGGAAACCACGAGCAACUUUACAGCGACAUCACCCGGGUUGCGCAGGCCAUCGCAAGAUUCGAAAAGGUGACUAUUUACGUCACGCGGGCGCAGGCGGAUGAGGCACGAACGAUAUUACAGAAUUGCAGCGAAGAACAAGCUGCAGCUAUCCAGGUGCGGCUUGUAGAGGAUGAAGAUGUGAAGCCAUGGAUGCGGGAUAUUGCGCCGACGUUUGUUACUUCGCAGGAUGGCAAGUGUAUUCAUGGUGUUGACUUUCAUUUUAAUGGUUGGGGGGCUAAAGAUCACUCUGAGAGUAAUCGUGCGCUUGCCCGCCAUAUCCUGCAUGAUCUCCAGAUCCCCAAGUUCCCGACAUCCCUUGUGGCGGAGGGUGGUGCUAUUGAGACAGAUGGCGAAGGCACAUUAUUAGCAACGGAGUCCGCGCUGGUAAAUCCAAACCGCAACCCAGACAUGGAUCGCGACGCAGUUGAGAACGAGUUAAAGCGCAUACUGGGCUUCUCAAAGCUCAUCUGGCUCCCGGGCGUGGCCGGCGUAGAUACAACAGACUGCCAUAUCGACGCGUUGGUUAGAUUCGCCGGCCCUGGUGUGGUUGUUUUGAGCCGCCCUCCUGCCACAAGAGAAGCGGUUUGGACGACUGUGUACAAAGAUGCCCAGCGCAUCCUGGCGACAGCGAAUGAUGCAAAGGGUCGCAGUCUGCGGAUUGUGGAUGUUCCUGAGCCUGAUAUCAAAGCUAUCCCAGGAGCAGAUGCUGAGAUGAUACCCAGCUACCUUAACUAUCUUCAUGUGAAGGGGGCGGUGAUUGUGCCGCAGUUUGGGGUACCUAAUACGGACGUCGGUGCUUUGAGGGUUCUGGGAGAGUUGUUUCCAGAUAAGGAGACUGUUCCUGAACAUGGCAUCCCGCAAGACCUAAUCGACAACGUCCAUGACGCAGCCCAAAGAUUCUUCGCCCUCCCAAAAGAAAUUAAAACGCAAUGCUUCAUAGACAAAUCCAAGAAAUUCCACGGUUUCAUCCCCUUUCCACCGAUCUCUCAAUCGGCAUUGGUCCAAACGACACUCAACCAAGAACCCAGGAACACCCUCCUACCAGACCCCUUCAACCUCUACGACUUCAGCCAGUGGUCGCGCGACGAGGAGCGUCCGGGCUUCCAAUGGGAGGAUUACUAG
This is a messenger RNA of Aspergillus ruber CBS 135680, 1363 nucleotides long. RefSeq lists its product as uncharacterized. The transcript is spliced from 3 exons. The record is from RefSeq and is a predicted model, not a curated record. Gene Ontology annotation, biological process: putrescine biosynthetic process. Gene Ontology annotation, molecular function: protein-arginine deiminase activity; agmatine deiminase activity. Bases 101 to 1363 code for a protein of 420 amino acids. Lineage: Eukaryota; Fungi; Ascomycota; Eurotiomycetes; Eurotiales; Aspergillaceae.